This is a messenger RNA of Pyrus x bretschneideri (Chinese white pear), 1065 nucleotides long. RefSeq names its product PLASMODESMATA CALLOSE-BINDING PROTEIN 3. The transcript is spliced from 4 exons. Bases 119 to 754 code for a protein of 211 amino acids. The record is from RefSeq and is a predicted model, not a curated record. Lineage: Eukaryota; Viridiplantae; Streptophyta; Magnoliopsida; Rosales; Rosaceae.
AGAAAUUUCCAAUCUCCCUUCGCCACAGCUCUCUCUCUCUCUCUCUCUCUCUCUCUCGCCACUCUCUCUGUUUCUUCUCUAGCUCAACCAGCGCUCUCUCUACAAUCCUGCAUCAAUCAUGGCUGCUUUAGUGUAUAUUGUGAUCUUAUUGGCCCUCACUGGCCACUCAAGUGCUACUUAUUGCGUAUGCAAAGAUGGAGUCGGUGAUGCAACACUUCAGAAGGCACUGGACUAUGCCUGUGGAGCUGGAGCUGACUGCAAUCCAAUCCUCCAAAACGGAGCGUGUUACCAGCCCAACACCGUCAAAGAUCACUGCAGCUAUGCUGUCAACAGUUAUUUCCAGAGGAAGGGUCAAACUGCGCAGAGCUGUGAUUUUGCAGGUGCUGCUACUCAGAGCCCAACUGCUCCCAGUACCGCAAGUUCGACAUGUGUUUAUCCUGCAAGUUCCAGUCAAGCAGGAACUGGCACGCCAACCACAGGCACGCCAACCGGUACACCCACAAACGGCACACCCACCACCCCAACCUCGGUCACACCAACCGGCACACCCACCACCCCAACCACCGGCACAACUCCAACCACCGGCACCGGCAUCACAACUCCAGGAUCUCCGGCAUCAGUGUUCGGAAUAAGCCCCACGGGGAGUGGCACUGGAAUUGACAACAGUGGCGGCACGGCUAACUUGGAAGCCGCAAACCGCCUCUUCUUCUCUCUAGCUUCGGCUCUGUGCUUCACAGCGGUUUUACUGAUGUGAAGAGCUGAAGGUGGGGGGUGUAAUUGGCGGGUAGGCAUGUAAGUUUCGACAUUUUGGUGGGUGGUUGUGUAGGGAAACAUCUGCAGAGGCAUAAAAAUCCCAUCAGGGUUUUUAAUUUUUCUGGUUUCUGUGUUUUGCUUUCCUUGCUCCAUUGUGAAAAAGCUGGGGAAUUCGAUUCCAUUUUGAGUGGUGCUGCUGCUAGUGCUUAUUGGGGGUAGGAAUCUGAUCCUCUCUUUCUUUUUAGAUCUUCCCUUUUGUACAUGUAUACGAGCCACUAUUUUUUAAUUUAAUGGAACUACGCUCUACCCCUA